Olea europaea var. sylvestris is the source of this 1309-nucleotide messenger RNA. Its product is annotated as methylecgonone reductase-like. The coding region runs from base 136 to 1140 and encodes 334 amino acids. Gene Ontology annotation, molecular function: aldose reductase (NADPH) activity. The transcript has 4 exons. The record is from RefSeq and is a predicted model, not a curated record. NCBI's taxonomy places the organism in Eukaryota, Viridiplantae, Streptophyta, Magnoliopsida, Lamiales, Oleaceae. Gene Ontology annotation, cellular component: cytosol.
GCCCAAAAGCCCAAAUAUGUUGAUGCCAAAUCCAACCGACACUAACCCUGAAGCUAAUCCACUCCAAUUAUAAUAAUGUUAUACAGACCACUGAAAUUAUAAUUUUGAUUUAUAUGUUGACUCAAUUAUCAUUUAAUGUCUAGGAUUAGAGUUGUAACCAGUCAGCCGCCAACUAUGGCCACAACGAAAGUUACUCGUGUAAUGCUAAAUUCCGGCCAAAUGAUACCGACAAUAGGCUUCGGUACCUCAGCACUACCUUUGCCACCGCCUGAACAACUAACAUCCAUAUUCAUCGAAGCCAUCGAGGCCGGCUACCGCCACUUUGACACGGCAGCAUCCUAUGGCACGGAGGAGUGCGUAGGCCGAGCAGUGGCUGCGGCACUGGACAGCGGCUUAAUCAAGAGCCGGAACGAAGUGUUUGUCACUUCUAAACUGUCAAUAUAUGAUACUCACCAUGAUCUUGUUUUGCCUGCCCUCAAAGAAACGCUCAGGAAACUGGGGUUAGAAUAUGUGGACCUUUACCUCGUACACUGGCCGAUAAUGAUUAAGAAGAGUGCCAACCAAUUCAAGCUCAGUGAAGAUGACAUGCUUCAUUUUGACAUAAAGGAAACUUGGAAGGCUAUGGAAGAAUGCUGUCAAUUAGGUUUAGCCAAGUCCAUUGGUGUCAGCAACUACAGUUGCUUAAAACUCGGGAAACUCUUAGAAAAUGCCACCAUCCCUCCUGCGGUUAAUCAGGUUGAAAUGAAUGUAGCAUGGCAGCAACAAAAAUUGCUUCAGUUUUGUAGAGAGAAAAAAAUUCUUGUUAGUGCAUGGUCUCCAUUGGGAGCAAAUGGUGCUGCUUGGGGCAGCCAUCAAGUGAUGCAGAGCCCCGUUCUUAAAGAUAUUGCAGCAGCUAAGGACAAGAGUGUAGCACAGGUAGCUUUGAGAUGGAUAUAUGAGCAAGGAGCAAUUCUCAUAGUGAAGAGUUUUAACAAAGAGAGGAUGAAAGAAAACAUUCAAAUAUUUGAUUGGAAGCUUACAUAUGAAGAAGAUACUCAGAUGCGACAAAUCCCUCAGGCUAAAGGCUUUAGAGGCGAACCCUUUGUUUUUCCAAAGGGGCAGUACAAAUCCGUGGAAGAACUUUGGGACGGGGAAAUAUGAAGUCUACUCUCUCAACCAGUUUAUUGGUCUUCUUGUGCUUUAAAUAAAUUCCUUUUAUUUGAUAUGAGCCCAAUGGCAAAAUGAUAAAGAUGGAACUUUUAUCUUACGCGGCAAGCCAAGAAAGCAAUAGUCUCUUCUUUGUAUCAAUGAAAACUCGUCUUUUGCUGCA